This is a messenger RNA of Echinococcus granulosus, 2316 nucleotides long. RefSeq names its product Ubiquitin hydrolase. The record is from RefSeq and is a predicted model, not a curated record. Gene Ontology annotation, molecular function: cysteine-type endopeptidase activity; cysteine-type deubiquitinase activity. NCBI's taxonomy places the organism in Eukaryota, Metazoa, Platyhelminthes, Cestoda, Cyclophyllidea, Taeniidae. Bases 1 to 2316 code for a protein of 771 amino acids. Gene Ontology annotation, cellular component: nucleus; cytosol. The transcript is spliced from 10 exons. Gene Ontology annotation, biological process: protein deubiquitination.
AUGACACUCAGUGUUCAGUCGGCUGUGUAUCAACAACCCAGUACCCACUCGUCUUUUGCUGGUAGUCAACUUGAGCAGGACAGAUUGAACCCCCACCAUCAAGAUUACCGCAGCAAUGUUGCUGUUCAAUCCUACUCAGCAUCAACUCAACACAUUCCGUCUGUUAAUAUUAAUGCAGCCAUAGCCUCCUCUUUGAAACUGAAGAAUGCUAGUCCCCCAUCCCAAAAAAUGGAUUCUUCACUGGAUCUUUUAAAUAAGAUAAUAUCCUUCCACAAAUCGCCGGCGACACCCCUGGAUACCAUUAUCAAGGUCCAUAUUGAACGUAUGCCAAAUUCGACGGUCCUGUUGAAUCCUCGCAGCGAGAAAAGCGUAGGUUGUCCCAAGGCUCCGUACCUCUUUUCUGACACGGAACUUAUUAAGUGCUGUAAGGAUGCUCAAUCGGCUCUCCCACGUGUCAACCUGGGCUUCCGAAAUACCGGCAAUACUUGUUAUCUCAACGCAGUUCUCCAGUGCCUCUUGGCAACUGGUGCAUUGCUGUACUUCGUCAGGGAGAAACACAGCAAACCCGGUGUCUGCGUCUACGCAAAUAACAAAAAUGGCCAGCGAUUUUGUGCACUUUGUGCCCUUUUUCGGCUCUUUCAGGAGCAUGGGCAGCAAAACAACCACUCCCUCUUACCUCAGUCGGGCAGUGACUUUCUCAACCGAACUAGCUUCGGGUCCACCACCCCUGCUCUUUUUGCCACGAAUGUUCGGGCUGUUUGCCCGAACCUGCGAGUCUACGCGCAGGAAGAUGCUCAUGAAUACUUGUUGGGUUUGCUCUCACGAAUGGAGGAAAGCGUGGUCACUGGUGUCGGGAAGUUGCCGCGCUCCAUACUCGAUACGAAUGUAAUUCGCCGGAUUUUCGGUGGUGUUACGCGUUCUGAGGUAACCUGUAAUACAUGUCACAAAGUAUCUCUUCGGAACGACCAAUGGUUUAAUUUGUCAAUGGAUAUUACGUUUGCUCGCAGUCUGCAGCAAUGUCUAGUUAAUUAUACCCAGACUGAGAUACUUCAAGGUGCCAACGCUUACAAAUGUGAGACUUGCCAACAGUUGCGACAUGCGAAGCGUUGCUGUCGCGUCUUUCGCGCGCCUCCCAUUCUUAUAGUUCAAUUUAACAGGUUUUCACGUAGCCAAAAACUCGACUUUCAUAUAGACUUCCCCGCCUCCUUCAAUAUGCGUCCCCACAUGACUUCCUCCAGUGGCCCACCGGUGCUAUAUCAUCUCUACGCUACCCUCAAUCACGAGGGUAUCACGUGUCGCUCUGGUCACUAUGUGGCAUUUAGCAAGCGUAGGAACCAGUGGUUCUUUCACAACGAUAACAUUGUGACUUCAACGACCCAAGAGUACGUGCUCCGGCAGGCACCUUACUUGCUUUUCUAUCAGCUGGCCUCUCCCGAGGCGGUUUUAGGUCUGACUUCCGUUGGUAACAAUGUUGAUCAGUUCCAUUCGGAUACUAAGCCUUUGAGUUCGGCUCCUGCGUCGACUUCGUCACAAUCGGGUCCCAGUAGGAAAGCUCUCUCAGAAGAAAACAUCGACGUAGCGUCGAUUCCUUUACCUCCUGGUCCUGUCCGACCCAAACCUGCUGUCACGUUUCACCCCCGUGUUCUCGCCAAACCCACUCCACUCAUUUCUCAGUCUUCGUCAGCGUCGUACGUUGGUGUUCCAGUCCCCAAGACACCUGAAUCCCACGUUUCCCAAGAUAAUGAAAAGUUGGUGGAGACUGCGAUUGAUGGAAAAGCAACGGUUAAUGAAGCAACUGGUGCUGCUGACGUAUCGCUCUCGCACGCAAAUCGGUCUUUCUCGGUCACUACCAAUGUGUCACCACUUCAAAAAACGAGGAAGUCCAAUUCUCCGAAGCACUUAAAUGGCGGUAGCCAUUUCAAACAAGAUACCGAAAGCAGUCAUCUCAGCUCGUCCAGUAAUACGGCGCACAGUCGAAGCACGGUUGCUAUUUCUAGCAGCAGCGGUAGCGAAAGCACUGAGAGCAGUGUAGAAUGGGUUCCAAUGACCAAAACCGAUCUUCUGAUGCAGCAACAGCCUUCUCGGAAACGCACUCACGGUGAAUGCUCCAGCGUUAGGUCUCCUUCGUCUUCCGAUGGUGGAGGUUCAGCUCCCCCAAAGAUUCCAAGGAAGGAUUGCAGUGAAGAGGUCAACAUUUUACGGAGAUUUCAUUACAGUAAAAGACACAAGAAGUUGAGGAGUCACAGGCGCAAGCAUCGCCACCAUCGCAAGCAUCGUCACAAGAGAAGGCGGUCACGUGGUAAGGACACUCUUUGA